This is a messenger RNA of Oncorhynchus gorbuscha (pink salmon), 4862 nucleotides long. Its product is annotated as semaphorin-3F-like. The record is from RefSeq and is a predicted model, not a curated record. Bases 367 to 2619 code for a protein of 750 amino acids. Gene Ontology annotation, molecular function: semaphorin receptor binding; chemorepellent activity. NCBI's taxonomy places the organism in Eukaryota, Metazoa, Chordata, Actinopteri, Salmoniformes, Salmonidae. The transcript is spliced from 18 exons. Gene Ontology annotation, biological process: neural crest cell migration; axon guidance; semaphorin-plexin signaling pathway.
AGAACAAGCUCAUAACACCUGCCAGCACUACUUUAAUGCAAAAUUGUAAUAUUGCCCGGAUUUGUCAUUCCGGAGUUUUCAGAUGAGGAUUUACUGGUAAAUGGAAACGUAAGAGAUUUCUAAAGCAUCACGUAAUUCCUAUUGACUAUAAUUUGAGGAAAACUUUUUGACAACUUGCGAAACCUGAACAAAGCAGCGAAGCCGAAUUAUAAGUUGCCUACAGAGAUACACAUUUCUACUUUUAGUUUGGAAGUCUAACGUUACUCAACGCCACGGAAUGUGAAAUCUAGUCUACUGUCCAUCGACAUCGCCAGCAGAGCCAACCUGCAUUUCAAGACUCCAAAGGUUAACACUGCUGUCAUUGCUAUGGAGACCACCCAAGCCCUCCUCCUCUUUCUACUGAGUUUCUGUGUCUACAGUUGCCAUGCCAAUGCACGGACUGCUCCCAGAGUGCAUUUGUCAUACAAAGAGCUGAUAGAGACGCGGACGGCGCGGCCUUUCUCCUUCUCCUUCAACACCAGUGACUACCGUAUCCUGCACAUGGACCAGGACCAGGGCCGUCUCUACCUGGGCAGCCGGGAGUACCUAGUGGCACUGGACAUGCACAACAUCAACAAGGAGCCCCUCAUAAUUCACUGGCCGGCCACUACCCAGAGGAAAGGAGAGUGUAGAAUGACUGGAAAGGGUGGGCAGGGGGAGUGUGCAAACUUUGUGCGUCUGAUCGAACCCUGGAAUCGCACACACCUGUACACCUGUGGCACAGGGGCCUACAAGCCCAUCUGCACCUUCAUCAACAGAGGAUGGAGAGCAGAGGAGUACCUGUUCAGGCUGGUCCCUGGCUAUGUGGACUCAGGGAAAGGGAAAUGUUCCUACGACCCGCUGCGGGAGAAUGCUGUGGCCCUUAUCAAUGGGAAUCUGUAUGCAGGGGUCCACGUUGACUUCAUGGGCACGGACCCGGCCAUCUUCAGAACCCUGGGAGACAGACCUGCCGUCAGGACUGAGCAAUAUGACUCCCGCUGGCUGAAUGAGCCUGUGUUUGUGAAGAUCCAGCAGAUUCCUGACAGCUCCGAGAGGAACGAUGAUAAGCUCUACUUCUUCUUUCGGGAGAAGAGCCUGGAUUCGGCUGGGGGGGGCAGCCCCAGUGUCCUGGCCAGGGUGGGCCGAGUAUGCCUGAAUGAUGAUGGGGGUCAGAGGUCACUUGUCAACAAGUGGACGACCUUCCUGAAGGCUCGGCUGGUGUGCUCAGUGAUAGGCAGUGAUGGUGUGGAGACCUAUUUCGAUGAGCUGAAGGAUGUCUUCAUUCAGCCAACACAAGACGAACGCAAUCCUGUCGUGUACGCUGUCUUUUCCACUGCGGGGUCUGUUUUUAAGGGCUCAGCCGUGUGUGUGUACUCUAUGUCCGACAUUCGCAAUGUCUUCAAUGGCCCCUUCUCACACAAGCAUGGACACAACUACCAGUGGACCCCCUACACUGGAAAGAUCCCCUACCCUCGCCCUGGAACGUGUCCAGGAGGAACGUUCACCCCGGGCCUCCGCUCCACCAAGGAGUUUUCGGAUGAGGCAGUGAACUUUGUGAGGGCACACCCCCUCAUGUACCACCCUGUCUACACAAUACACAAGCGCCCUCUGGUGGUCCGAACUGGAGUGGACUACCGAUUCACCUCCAUCGUGGUGGACCUGGUGGAUGCUGUGGACGGGAGGUAUGAGGUGCUCUUCUUGGGCACAGAUCGUGGGACAGUCCAAAAGGUGAUAGUACUUCCUAAAGACACUAGCACAACAGAAGAACUCACAUUAGAGGAAGUGGAAAUGUUCAGGACGCCAGCUCCUAUUAAGACUAUGAAGUUAUCAUCAAAAAGGCAACAGCUGUAUGUGUCGUCAGAGAGGGGGCUUACCCAGUUGUCCCUGCACAGGUGUAGCGUCUAUGGGAAGGCCUGUUCAGACUGCUGCCUGGCCAGAGACCCUUACUGUGCCUGGGACGGGGAGACAUGCGCCACCUUUAGCCCCUCCACCAAGAGGCGAAGCAGAAGACAGGAUAUUAAGCAUGGAAACCCCUUGCGGCAGUGCAGAGGGUUCAAUGCAAAAGUGGAGAAGCGUCUCAGUGAAACGGUGCAGUUUGGGGUGAAGGGGAGCAGUACGUUCCUGGAGUGCCAACCUAGAUCUCCACAAGCGACAGUCAAAUGGCUCUACCAGACACCAGACGGCAGGAGAAAAGUGCUGAGCCGAGACGGAGAGGUGCUGGAGACAGCUCAUGGCAUCUUGCUCAAGUCUCUGAGCUACGCUGACAGGGGGCUGUACCACUGCCUGGCCACUGAGAACAACUUCAAGCACACGGUGGUCCGCGUGGCCCUCCGCAUCCUGGACCGGGAGAUAGUGGAGGCCCUCACCUCCCUGGAUGCCCCGCAGGAGGACCAGAACCUCCAUCACCACCCCGACCACCCACCGCCCCAGCCUCAAACUCUGCCACUGCAGUUCUCCUCCCAGCCGGAGAUCCGCCUCAUCAACCAGUACUGUCAGUCCUACUGGCAGCAGUUCAACCCCAACCUUCCCACAAAACGCACCAACAGGAAGCAUGUCAAGAGCCAGCCAGAGCCAGCCCCAGGGGGUCCUAUCCCCUCCUAGACUCCUUCUCUCCCCUCUCCUUCACUGGUGCCCGGGCCAGGUCCAGGAGGGUCACAGUGGCCCUCCACACUGCAGAGUCACUCACUCAUGUUGUGAUGUUGAUGUUGUUAUGUGUAUUGUUCAUCCCAUUUCCAUUCAGGGUUAGUCUCCAUGGGCCCAAUUCUUACUUUAGAUCAGUGCACAAAGCUAUGUGCUUUCUUGUAAAUCCUCUAUUGAUGUCAUUGAGAGUUGAGGUCAAAUUGGAGUUAUACGCACAGAGGGUUUGGUCCUAAAAAUCUUCUGUUUAUUUAGCAAAUGAACUGCCCUAUUCAGUCCAAAUUAGUAACUAGUAACCUGAAUAUAAUCCCUGAUCCUAUAAACCUGGGUAUUAUCAAUGGGAGUGCUACUUAUGUUAUAGUAUGUCUCACUCAGUAUAAGCAGUUUUAGACACUGCAGAGGAUUGUUCGUGUACACAAGAGUUGUCUAGCAAGCACCAUGGUAGUUAGGCGAUAGGGAGACCCUAUCAUAUGAAUCAUUGUAAAACCAUACUUUUACAAUCCAUUUGUUCCCCUGAAUCCAACAUUUUCAAAAACCAGUGUUUCAAAAAUUAAUUUGAACUAAUUGAUGAAAAAUGGGCAAUUUUUGUAUUAUAUUAUGUGUAUUGUGUUUUCCAUUCGAAAUAUUGUAACAGUAGAAUCCUGCCUAUGUCAAAUCAGGAAGACUAAAGCUCAGUUUUUCAUCUGACAUUUAUUAAGAUUCGGAUAUAACAAUGAGGUGAUCAAUUUGAGCAAAUUUACAUUGUUUUGAUUGUGUUUCAAAAUGAUGUAUCACAGAAAAUGUGGAUAAUCAGAAACUCCUGCUUAAUUUGACCAAACGUAUUUGUUAGCAGGAAGAAACUGACCAAAUGAGUCUCUACUUCUUUUUAUUUGUUGUACUCUUUGGGUUUAUGCAUAUAUAUAUAUAUAUAUAUUUUCCCAAUACAACAUUUACUGGAUACAAAACCAUUAGCGUCAGCUAAAAAGCUAUCCAAGUCUCCGACCUUGUGUUUCUUUCUGCUCAGCACUUCAACAGUGUGUUAGGCAGAGACACUAUUUUGGACCAAACUGUUCCAUUCUCCAGCCAAGACUAUAGCGAGGGAUUUUUACAAAUGUACAUGUAAAUAGAGCAAGUUUGGUUUGGAACGAUUCAUUCCGAAAAAGAGAUUCAUUAGCUGUUGAUUAUUGCAGUGAGAAAAGAAAUGGAGACCGUACAGGAGUUUCCUAUUGCAUUGCUUCAAAAUGACAAUACAUAUUACCUCUUCUAUGGGAGCUACAUUACUUUUACACAGCCUGACACCUGAUAUGAACCUGAUCCAACAACAGAAACUGGACUGGAAGUCUCUUUACAGUUUGACUAUAUGACAUGGCCACACUGUAUUUCUUGUCUUCUAGAGAUGAGACAUGAUUAUUAUCCUCGCUAGCACUCACCUGGCUCUUAUCAACAAUGCUGCUUAGAGCUCCUUUUGCCUGAUUCAUGCUGUGGUCAUCUUAUGUCAUGUACUACGUGUGUACAGUGCGUUCAUAUGGACUUUUAGAUCUCACAGAGAUCUAUGCUAGGUUUGGACUUUUCAUGAAUCCAUUGCACUCCCUCUCACCCAUACCAUGAAACAUAUUUUGAGACUGUAGAUAUUCUUGUUCUGCACUUUGGUGGUGGGGGUGUGAGGGCUGGGAUGGGGAAGGGGAUAUUAUAAUUAUCAUGUGAUUUACAGGACCAGUAUUAACAGAAAGAGGAUUUGAGGAAAAAGAGGUAGACCUUUUUGGAAACUAAAAGUAGAAAGAUUAGAAUAAAUACAUUGUUAUGGACAGGAACGCUCCAACAGAUUACUCAACUCUGAAGCCAAAGAAUACUCUUAUUUGAAUGAAAAUGUGUUCUAUUGAACAUAUUUUGCACUAUAUUCACAUUGUUUGUGGCUUCACAUGGCUUCUUUGCCUUUUCUUAGCUAUAGAGUUUGAAUCCAGAAAUGUCUACCUCUCGUUUCUGGAAUAUAAUAUGUACCAAAACAAAAAUCACUCAAACAAAACAAAGUAACACUCGAUACCAUAUUCUUUCUAGAGCAGGUAAAAAUGUUUAUGUGAGCUGAUUCAUGAUGCCACAAGAGUGACAUGAGUAAAGAGUGACAUGGUCUAGGGCACUGCAUCGCAGCGCUAGCUGUGCCACCAGAGACUCUGGGUUCACGCCCAGGCUCUGUCACAGCCGGCCGUGACCGGGAGGUCCAUGGGGCGACG